Molecule: messenger RNA, 4527 nt
Organism: Boleophthalmus pectinirostris (great blue-spotted mudskipper)
Lineage: Eukaryota; Metazoa; Chordata; Actinopteri; Gobiiformes; Gobiidae
Product: cadherin-related family member 5-like
Exons: 14
Coding region: 162-2309 (715 amino acids)
Biological process (GO): calcium-dependent cell-cell adhesion; adherens junction organization; homophilic cell-cell adhesion
Cellular component (GO): membrane; adherens junction; catenin complex
Molecular function (GO): calcium ion binding; cadherin binding
Source: RefSeq, a predicted model, not a curated record
CCAUGAUGCAACGAGUCCGAGUCUGACCCGAGUUUUUUUUUAAAGAAAGUUCAAUUAUGUGUUUUUAUUUAACAUCAUAAACCGCAGUCCUGUUCUAAUGUUGUUUCCUCCUCAAAAAUCUUUAUUAUUAGUCUGCGGAAAAUGCUGUGUUCCACCUUGUGAUGUCACGAAGUGUCUGCAUAGUCCCUCCUGGUCCGGUCUUGGUCUCUGAGAAUAACACGGCCGAUGUGGAGGUGGUCCAGAUCGACACCAGUCCGAGUCCAGACCUGGUCUUGGAUCUCCUCGUGAACCCUGAUGACCUCUUCUAUCUCCACGGCAACGCCCUCAUGGCCAAAAGAGGACUGGACUUCGAGGUGAGGACCAGACCUGGACUUUGGGCCUGGACCACAGACUGUUUUUCCAGAAACUUUUCCAAAAAUCCAAAUAUUAAGAUCUGCAUAGUCCCUCCUGGUCCGGUCUUGGUCUCUGAGAAUAACACGGCCGAUGUGGAGGUGGUCCAGAUCGACACCAGUCCGAGUCCAGACCUGGUCUUGGAUCUCCUCGUGAACCCUGAUGACCUCUUCUAUCUCCACGGCAACGCCCUCAUGGCCAAAAGAGGACUGGACUUCGAGCUCAGUGAGUCUGUGGAGGUCCUGGUGGAGAACAUCAACGACAACCCCCCAAACUUCGACCGAACUCACUACGUCCUGGAGGUGAACGAGUUGUCUCCGGUGAACUCCAGCGUGGGUCUGAUCGAAGCCACAGACGUCGACUCUGAGCCGCUGUACUAUCGCCUGGAGCCGGCCUCAGAUAAGUAUUUCCGUCUGGAAAACGCGACCAGCCCGAAGAUCGUGGUGAAAAGCAUCAUCGACUACGACACGAUUCAGAAGAUCUCACUGGUCCUACACGUGCAGGACACGUUUAACGGCUCGGCGUCGAACAAACCGUUCUUCACGUCGGUGGCCACUCUGACGCUGAACAUCCGGGACGUGGACAACAGGCCUCCCUGGUUCCAGCCGUGCGUCCGGACCUCGCUGGGCCUCAGCAAACUGUGCGUGAGCGGAGGCUACAGGGGCCGCGUCAACCUCACCGAGAAGGAGGAGGGGCCUCUGGUUCUGGAGCCUGGUCCGGUGUUCGCCAAAGACGGAGACCGAAACCGCAGCGAGCAAAUCAGCUACAAGAUCCUCAAAGGAAACGAGGGGAACCUGUUCCAGAUGGACGAGGACACGGGAAACAUCACCAUGACCAAAGCCGCAGACGUCCUGGGCCCCAUCACCCUCACCGUCAUCGCGUCGCAGGUGCAGAACAGAGACCAGUUCGCGGUGGCUCAGGUCGUGUUCGAGGUGAUGAAGAAGAGCCGGAGUCCUCCUCGUUUUGAGAAGGAAAGAUUUGAAGGAUUCAUCUACAGCAACUCUGUCCCCGAGAGUCUGGUCCUGAGGGACCGGAGCACCAACCGGCCCUUCAGGGUCAGGGCCCGCGACGAGGACUUCGCCACGGGCGUAAAUCCUGAUGUGAAGUACGAGGUUCAGUACAGCAGUUACGUGAACGUGACGUCAGACGGGUUUGUGAUUCUGAAGCGAGUCGUCAAAACCGAGUCCUUCGCUCUGCAGCUGCGGGCCGUGGACUCGAGCACCGGCGAGUUUGGGACGGCGGCGCUCUCGGUCCAGGUGAUCCCGGCCGUGGCGAUCCCGUCCCCGGCCAGCGGGGGGUAUCGUCCCGGAGACAUGGCUCUGCUCGGGCUGGUGAUGGCCGCGCUCCUCGUGCUCUGCCUCAUCAUCAUCGGGUUCCUCCUCUCCAGAGUCCUGAAGGGAGACGGAAAGAUCUGCCAGUGCUUGGGCCCCUGCUUCUCGGGCCCCCAGUCUCACUCACACAGAGACUCUCUGCAGUUCACCAACGACGGCUUCCAGACGGAGGCGGACUCCAGGGGGCGAUGGGGAGCCAUGUUCCCCAGAGGCCGAGUGCUUCCUCUGGGCAAACGCAGCUCCAAAACCUGCUCCUCCUGCGGAACCUUCUCCAACCACAUCCACCGCACGAGCCCCAUGAGCCGCCGCAGCCCCGAACUCAGGAACGGCUCUGAGUCUGUCCUGACGCGUCCCAAGAGGAAGGAGGGACAGAAGUCGGUUUGGUUCAAAGAGAGCGAGAACUCCUCAGAGAUCGAAGUGGAGAUCAUCCCCGACACCGCCAUCCUGGACGACGGCGAGGAGACGCAGGAGGAGGAGGAGCCCAAACAGGAAGAGGAGGCGGUGCGCGACCCCAAAGCCCCGAUGAGAGACGAGAGCCCGGACACAGAGACAAACCCCGAGAACACAGACAAGAAGGCGGAGGAGUAGAGCUGCUGCCCAAGAGACUUUUACUUCACAAAUAACCUUAAAGCUAAAUUAACUUUUUGAUAUUCUGUCCGAGUUGGUGGUUCAAUGCCAGACACGUUCCCCUUAUCCACAAAGUGCUCCUCCGGGUUUUUAAAGUGCCUACAACAGACUGGUUACUUCACUGACCAGGCUCAAAGUCUUAAAGAGGGGGUAUCAUCCAGAAAAAAAACUGCCUGAAGAGGUCUAAAGGUCAGUUCAAUUCGGAGCGUCAACGGGUCCAGUUUACACGUAAAGUCUACGGGAACGUGCAUCUGAGGAGUCCUUCGGGGGGUUUUUUUCCGCUUCAACCAGGGGCGUAGUCAGUGAGGUUCGCGGGAGUUCGCCGUCCACCCUCUUCUCCCGACGUGAGAUAUAAAAAAUAACAAAUACAAAAAAAAUUUACAACUUAAAUGUUAAACCGGAGCAACUGGCAACGAUGAAAACAAACUGCAUAGGCUCAUGAGGGAACCAGGACUAAAACAGGUCUAAACCAGAACUAAACCAGGUCUAAAUCAGAACUAAACCAGAACUAAAGUACAAGAUUAGUAAUGGUAGUAAUGGUUUAAUCCUGGUGUAGUCCUGGUUCAGUCCUGGGUUAGUCCUGGUUUAGUCCUGGUUUAGACCGGCUUAGACCUGAUUCAGUCUUGGUUCAGUCCUGGUUCAGUCCUGGUUCAGACCUGGUUCAGUCCUGGUUCGGUCCUGGUUUAGUCUUGGUUUCGUCCUGGUCUAGACUUGGCUUAGACCUGGUUCAGUCCUAGUUUAAUGCUGGUUUAGUCCUGUUUUAGUCCUGGUUCAGUCCUGGUUUCAGUCCUGGUUCAGUCUUGGUUUCGUCCUGGUUUAGUCCUGGUUCAGUCUGAUUCAGUCCUGGUUUAGUCCUGGUUCAGUCAUGAAUCCCGUACCCCCACUUAAAAAAAAUCCCCACUGCACCACUGGCAUCAACUAAUCAAGGACGACUCUCCCGAGAUCCGAGAACCAGGGCCAGGAGCCACGAACAUGAGUGGAAUAUAAAUAUAAACAUGCUGCAACUGCCGAGCCGGUCGCCAGGACUAAACCAGGACUAAACCAGGACUAAACCAGGACUAAACCAGGACUAAACCAGUGUCAUUAGCAGAGUAUAAAUAUAUUCACGCCACAACCGUCGAGCCAAUCUCCCUCCGCUGAUGUGUUUUAUGUAAUAGAAACACUAAAGUCUCUCUCAGCCUGGUCCAUCGUUCCUGGAAAAGUCCGUCACAUGUUUCCACGGCAACGGACGCCCUGCCUGGUCAAUGCGUCAAGUAUUUUUCUCCCGUUCGUCCACGGCGUCCAAGAAGCUCGUCGGGGGCGUCUAAACUCAAAUGAAAAGGCUCCGACUAGAGGCGUCCGGCGCGUUUUUUUGACGCUCCGAUCUGAACGAACCUUUAGACCCAAGUCUGUACGAGGCUCCGCCCACAAGCCUGCGUCAUGUCCCCCAUUCGCUCACACGACAAAUCUAUAUAAAUACACAAAAACAUGACUCAAAACUGAACACGGCAACUCGACAAACCUGACGUGAUGUGCGGUAGUUUCAUAUUGUGUUGUGAUAGCGCUCUGAAGGGGGAGCGACUUAGCACGGAGAGCGAAGUCAGGGGAGACUCGGAGCACGUUCUGUGUCGGCGGUUAAUUCCCCGUAGAAGUCAGAUACCCCCUCUUUAAUGUGACUGAAAGCGUUUCAGAUCACGCGACGACCUCAAACAACUCGACGUUUGACGAUUAAAGAACAAAGAAUGUUACGAACAGUUUUACGCUUUUAACACACGUCCCUCGAUCUUCACCGCUUCAUCCUCGCCGCGCUGCUAAUCAUCCACUUUAAAGACGAUGAACUAAAUCCACUCUCUUCCACGACUUAACUGUGUAGAUUGUGUUUUAACAGCUUUAUCUUCUGUCAUUCAGCAUUUUUGGCAACUUUUCUACUCAAAAACAGUCAAAAAGAGUUUGGAAAAUGCAGAAUUUUCCAGUAGCUGGUGACAUCACACACGACUGCCCUGAUUACAGCCGGGUGUACCUCCAGACCCCUCCUCCUCCUCUCACUCUCCCGUUUAAGGCCAGUUCAUACUUCAGAAGAUCAUUGAACUUUGUUGUUGUUCUUGAGGUGAUAAGAACAAGAAAAAAGUUUGUUUAGGCUCUGACAUUUCAUACUUCAAAAGAUGUUCUGCUGAGGAAGUGUCCCGCCCCCUCGCUCUGC